GGUGUAUGGACGAACAUGAAAGGUGGUGAAAGUAUAUGAUGUAAGCAAGUAUGUCAGCAUAUAUAGUUUUGGUCAGCGGUUUAUUAUCAAAAGGCUCGGAGCCUUCUCGGAGCCAUUCCUGCAAUUAACGUCAUGUCCGUCUGCCAUCUUGUUUUCCCAGCAUUCUUUGCGACCCAGUCUCCAACCCUGCUCCAACGCUCCAACCCGUACCCAGUUCCAAGGAAAAACAAGAUGGCGGUUCAUUUAGGGGGGAAUUUUGGAUACGUAUUUUCUGUGGAGGAAGCCAACAAACUGAUAGAGGAUUUAGAAAUACAAUCAACAGCAAAGUUUGCAUGCUGUAAGGCAACAAAAGACUUUGGAUCUGUCGAUUACACCAAAGGACCGCACAGAAUAUUUUGGGAAGACUCCCAGUUUGUAGACGGAGCUAAAAUAAGUUUUAAUGGAGUUCCAUUCAUAAUUUUGGGCUCAAAAGUUUAUGACUGCCAGCAUGGCGUGGACAGGAACACGGCUCUUAAACGUAAGAGGAGAGAGGAAGCAGAGACUGAGGUCAACGUUGUUAAGAAACGUAGAAACACCCAAAGCAAACAGAAACUAAAUUGUCCUGCAAAGAUAAAGCUGAGAGAUAUUUUAGCAUUUCCACGAUUUAAGAUUACACAUGGUAGCAAAAGCAAUAAGAACAUAGCAUCAAAGAUGUUGAGGGAAGCACUGAAAGAAGGAAAUGCUAAUCCAGAAAGAAGAAUAUACUUUCAAUUUCCUUCUCCUUCAGAUCACCAGAAUCAUUUGAUUGGCCAGGAAGACGGGAUGUGUCAGCGAGUCGAUAAGAGGAUUAUCAACAGGAUACAUGAGUUGGUAGCAGAAGGGUUGACCAACACAAACCAAGUCAAACAUCAGCUGGAAUUCUUUGUUAAAAACGUGCUAUUCAAGGACAAGGAAUUACCUCAACCCACCAACAGGCGAUUUUAUCCAACUGCUAAUGACAUCCGCUCACACAUACUUCGAGGCAAACUAAAGAAUCGUGACUCAAGUCAAGAGACCAGCAUACCAGUAGAUCAACCGUCAUCUGCCAGUGAAACUCUCAAUACUUCGUUAGACGAGUUACCCAUCGAGGUCAUCGCAGAUGACAUGAAUGUCCUUCCUGAUGACACAAAUACCAUUCCUAGUGAAACAAAUACCAUUCCUGAUGACACAAAUACCAUUCUGGAUGACACAAAUACCAUUCCUGAUGACACAAAUACCAUUCCCAAUGACAUUAAUGUAGCCCUUUCCAGUGCGGAUGCAGGAGAAAAAUGCCGGGAUUUGUUAGAACAAUUAAGGCAGCUGACCUUUGCCACACAGGACGAAGAAGUGUUAGCAAAUCUGAAUAACAGGCUUCAACAACUUCUUAGAGACAUGCAAUUAGUUUGCUGUGUUAGACAAUUUGGUGAUCAUGAUUAUGUAGUUCAUGAGAACAACAGCUCGCUACAACGAGAAACUUAAAUGACAAGUAAACAACAACUGAUUUAUAGAAAACAAUUUUACUGCUGGUAAAAAAUGCUUUCAUUUUGUACUUCAAAAGAGAGCAAUCAUAAGCUAUUAAAUUCCUAUCAGCAUUA
Orbicella faveolata is the source of this 1592-nucleotide messenger RNA. RefSeq lists its product as uncharacterized. NCBI's taxonomy places the organism in Eukaryota, Metazoa, Cnidaria, Anthozoa, Scleractinia, Merulinidae. The record is from RefSeq and is a predicted model, not a curated record. Gene Ontology annotation, molecular function: DNA-binding transcription factor activity.